AUGGUAGCCAAACCCCCAUCAAAUCCCAAAUCUUCCACAAAGGCAAAACCUGUCUCAAAGCCCAAAUCUGUUACAAAGCACAAGUCUGUCACAAAGCACAAGUCUGUCACAAAGCACAAGUCUGUCACAAAGCACAAGUCUGUCACAAAGACCAAGUCUGUCACAAAGACCAAGUCUGUCACAAAGACCAAGUCUGUCGCAAAGCACAAAUCUGUCGCAAAGCCCAAAUCUGUCGCAAAGCCCAGGUCUGUCGCAAAGCCCAAGUCUGCCGCUCGUCAGAUUCAUUGGGAAAUCGACCCUUCUCCGAUCUCGCAAGAUACCAAAAAGAACUUACUUCUGGUAGAUGAAGAGGCUGAGCCUUCCAGCCCUGAUCAAAAACAGCAGGACCAGGACCAGGUGCUUGGGACUUGGCCCGUCUCGGCCCAACUAUCACCCUCAGAGGACUCAGGAUUGAAAGCGAUUGUUGAAGCAUUGCGUCCCCUCAAGUUCACUAGAAUUCCUUUCAAAAUCCCACUACUUUGGUCAGCAUUUGAAAAUGCCCACAGGCUUCGAUUUCCGAAUCAACAAAGAAUGAAAUCCAAGAGCCCUUUAAGCAAGACCAAGAGAGGGAGAUACAAGUCUGGCGAUGUAGAAGUCGCCAGAAAAUUCCUUGAUGAGAUAAUGAAGUGCCUUGAAGAAAUUCCUGGCCUAGACAAAGAAACGGGUGUCCUUGAACCCCCGGAGAAAGACAAUGGCAAAAUCUCCACGACCAUCCAAGGUGGUGCCAAUGUCAUGGACCGUGGGACCAAAGAGAAUACCCCUGUCACGGACGAUAAGAAUAUGCAGAGCCUAGCACCAGAAUACAAUACAGAUAUUGAUAUCAAAAAAGAGAUCAAUUAUGAGGCCAAGAUUAAGGACAAGGUCAGGACCAAGGACGAGGUCAAAGACGAGGUCAGGAUCAAGGACGAGGUCCAAGAUGAGGUCAAGGAUGAGAUCAAGGUCAAGGAUGAGAUCAAGAUCAAGGACGAGGUCAAGGACGAGGUAAGGAUCAAGGACGAGGUCAAAGACAUCUGGAUAGAAGUAUAUCAAGGGAGAAUUCAAAAUUGA
Penicillium verhagenii is the source of this 1086-nucleotide messenger RNA. RefSeq lists its product as uncharacterized. The record is from RefSeq and is a predicted model, not a curated record. NCBI's taxonomy places the organism in Eukaryota, Fungi, Ascomycota, Eurotiomycetes, Eurotiales, Aspergillaceae. The transcript is spliced from 2 exons. Bases 1 to 1086 code for a protein of 361 amino acids.